Messenger RNA from Neurospora tetraspora, 2072 nucleotides. RefSeq names its product major facilitator superfamily domain-containing protein. Gene Ontology annotation, biological process: transmembrane transport. The transcript has 3 exons. NCBI's taxonomy places the organism in Eukaryota, Fungi, Ascomycota, Sordariomycetes, Sordariales, Sordariaceae. The record is from RefSeq and is a predicted model, not a curated record. Gene Ontology annotation, cellular component: membrane. Bases 476 to 2056 code for a protein of 526 amino acids. Gene Ontology annotation, molecular function: transmembrane transporter activity.
GACCAAGGAAGGAAGCCAUUCAUUUGAGCACAUGGAAGUGAUCAGCACCGGUUGUCAUUAUUGGCUUUGAGGGGAGGCUUUGGUUUGGGGGGAACAUCUCGUUUGGGGAACAGAGAGGCGUCCCUGAAUGUCGUAUGACUGGGUGAAACCUUGCUUUUUCACUGUAUAGUAUGAUGCCGGACGAUAUCCGGGUGAAGAGAGCCAGAUGGCUGGGUCGGAAGAAUAGGGGAUGGGGAGGAUAGGAAUGACGGGGGCUACAUAUACCGCAGUAUCUAUCCCAUUCGCUUGAGGAGCUUGCGGCCUUGUACAACUCGAGAUAGACAGACAGCCGAGAGAAAGAUACCUCUAGCGAAUCUAUAGGGAUGGUGUAGCAUCAACCAAAACUUCAUCAUCAGACACCUUUCAGCUUCUCUCCUUCUUCUUCCUCCUCCUCCUCCUCCGUCAAACUCACCUACUACCGCCUCAAACCCCCAAAAUGGGCCUCCCAACCACCGAAAAGCCCUCCACGACGAUGACGGGCGCCAACACCAACCCUCCCCCCAAAACCAGCAUGGAGCCCUCCAAAGACGAAAUCGACAACAUACUCGCCUCCAAACCCUCCCACACUGGCACCUCCCCCCUUGACCCCUGGGCAACCCAGUUUUCAUCAGCGCCCCAAGAAUGGCACCGCACCACCUCAAAGAAACUCCUCCGCAAAAUCGACCUCCACCUCCUCCCCUUCCUAAUCCUCAUGUACCUCCUCAACUUCCUCGACCGCUCCAACCUAGCCCAAGCCCGCCAAGGCACUUUGGAGGCCGACCUAGGCAUGUCCGGCACAGACUUCAACCUGGCCACAUCCAUCUUCUUCGUCGCUUACCUGUUGAUGCAGUUACCCUCCAACAUGCUCAUCACGCGCUUGCGACCUUCCAUCUAUUUGAGUUCAGCUAUGGCGCUGUGGGGAGCUGUGUCUGCUUGUAAUGCUGCUUCGCAAAAGUUUACGCAUUUGCUGGUGGUAAGGAUCAUGCUGGGGAUCGUGGAGGCGCCGUUUUUUCCGGGGGCCGUGUUCUUGAUGAGUAGUUGGUAUAGUAGGGCGGAGCUGACGAAGCGGAUGGCGUAUUUUUAUAGCGGGAAUGCGUUGGCGAAUAUGUUUGGGGGCGUGAUUGGGGCGGGGGUGUUGGGGAACUUGGAGGGGGCGAGGGGGGUUAGUGGGUGGAGGUGGUUGUUUAUUAUUGAAGGAACAAUCACCAUCGCCGUCGCCAUCACCGCUGCGUUCGUCUUGCCCGAUUACCCCAACACCACGCGCUGGCUGAGCGAAGAAGAGCGGGCUUACGCCUCCUGGCGCUUGUUGGCUGAUAUCAACGAGUCCGAUGACCAGAAUACUCGCUCGGUUUGGGACGGGCUGAAGCUUGCCCUCAAGGACUACCGGCUAUACCUCUUCGUGCUCCUGCAGCACUUGUCACUGCUCAGUCAGACGUUCCAAUACUUCUUCCCAAGCAUCGUGAGCACUCUCGGUUACGGCAAGAUCGAAACCCUGUGGUUGACGGCUCCCGUAUGGUUCGCGACGUUCUUAAUCUCGGUCUGUGUGACGUGGACGAGCUCGAAGACGGGCGAUCGCAGCUUGCAUAUCUUCUUCCUGAUGUUGCUGGCCGCUGUGGGGAAUGCGGUUGCGACGGGCACGACGAAGUUGGGGGCGAGGUUCUUUGCCAUGUUCUUGAUGCCUAUGGGAGCAGUUUCUGCUUAUCAAAUCAUCCUGUCGUGGGUUGCCAAUUCGUUCCCUCGUCCUAUGGUCAAGCGCUCGGCUGCUGUCGCUAUUGCCAACAUGUUUGGAAACACGGCAAGUAUUUACGGGUCGUACAUGUACCCGGCAUCGGCGGCGCCACAGUACAUCCCCGGAGGCAGUGCGAACUCUGUGGUCUGCCUCUUGGUGGGAUUGUUGGCGUUGUUCUUGCGGUAUCUGCAUAAGUGGGAGAACAAGAAGCUGGAGAAGGCCGAGGCGGAAGAGGCUGAGAACCCGGAGACUGCGGCUGUUGCGGCGUCCGGUGAUAGGAGAGUCGCUGGAUUCCGGUAUAUCUACUGAGCUCAGAAGAAUUAGC